Messenger RNA from Gryllus bimaculatus (two-spotted cricket), 984 nucleotides. Lineage: Eukaryota; Metazoa; Arthropoda; Insecta; Orthoptera; Gryllidae. The record is from the annotation of a GenBank genome assembly.
UCGCUCAGGGAUUCAGGGAUCAUUUGGACGGACUGGAAUCGUGGUGGACUCUUGGCUGAGCGAGUGUGGGAUUUUGUGUUUUAUGUGUGUCUUUUUUUUAAUGCAAUAUUUGUAGUGAAAGUUUCGGCAGUCAUGGCGUUGACAGCAGAUAAUUUAGAUGGUUUUCUGCCAUUGCUGGCUACAAGUGAUACAAAAAGUAAACUUACCAUUGCUAACAACCUCAUCAAUUUUCUGGCUGAGCCAGAAAGCUCUAUUGAAUGUUCUGACAUUGGACAGUUCAUCGAUAGCCUCAUCCCAUGGAUGCAAAGCUCUAACAACAAGGUCUCACAAGCUGGAAUUGAAGCAAUGGGCUAUGUUGUGGACCGCAUGGGAACAGAUUUUAGGCCAUAUGUAGCAACUGUUUUGCCACCAAUUAUAGAUAGACUUGGUGACAACAAAGAAGUUGUUCGAGAGAAAGCUCAACUUCUGCUUUUACGGCUUGCGGAAAGAGAAGUUUUAACACCUCAGGCUCUUCUAGAGAGGUUGACACCAGCAUUUUCUCAUAAAAAUGGGAAAAUAAGAGAAGAAGUUUUACAGUGUUUACAAAGGACAUUGACUGAGCAUGGUGCAGCAUCAUUAUCGGUUUCGCGGCUGGUUCCGCAUAUCGUUAAACUAUUAAGUGAUCCUAUGGCAUCUGUACGAGAUACAGCUUUUAACACGUUAGUGGAGGUAUAUCGUCAUGUUGGAGAACGACUUCGUCAUGAUCUAUUGAAAAAGCACACUGUUCCUCCUGCAAAAUUGCCUAUGUUAAUGGCGCGCUUUGAUGAGUUGCGGUUAGUUGGCGACCUUCUACCUUCUGCAUUGGCUGUUGAUAGUGGCCGGGGCGCGGGCGCGAGCACAGGCGAGGACGAGCCGGACCGCGCGGCGCCGCGACGCGCCACGUCGGUGCCGCGCAGGACGGGGCCGCCCAGCGCCGCGGCGCCCAUCUCGCGCUCCUUCGCCGCC